Messenger RNA from Anopheles coluzzii, 4289 nucleotides. RefSeq lists its product as uncharacterized. Gene Ontology annotation, molecular function: nucleic acid binding. The record is from RefSeq and is a predicted model, not a curated record. The transcript has 3 exons. Bases 3 to 4289 code for a protein of 1428 amino acids. NCBI's taxonomy places the organism in Eukaryota, Metazoa, Arthropoda, Insecta, Diptera, Culicidae.
CAAUGGAUAAGAAAAUUAAAGCAGUGCAACUGAAAAAGAGGAUCGCCCUGGAGAACAUAAAAUCGCUGGAACGGUUCCAGGCGAAAUAUUCGAGUGAUGAUGCCAAGCAGAUUCCGGAGGUGUUAGAAGAUCUGGCGAAACAUAAGGAAGAGUUUUUCACCGCAGUUUCGAAACUGGAAGAGCUUGAAGAUAAAGACGAAGCGGUCGAAGCCAGCAUAAUGGAACGGAUCAACAUUGAAGAACGCUGUCGCAAGCUAAAAUCAUUUCUACGGGAAAGACAGCCAAAGGAAGAAGGUUCGCUCAACGAUACAACGGGCUUGGCUUCCUCAACGCUUGCAUUCGGUCGACCCCACGCGCCAAAUUUACGUUUGCCCAAAAUCGAACUUCCAACAUUUGACGGAGAUCACACAAAAUGGCUUUCUUUCCGAGAUCGCUUCAUCGCAAUGAUCGACGCUUCAGCCGAGCUUCCAUCUAUCGCGAAGCUACAAUACUUACUGUCAUCGUUGAAGGGGGACGCGGCGGUACCCUUCGAGCAUACACCUUUAACGGCGGACAACUAUUCGGUUACCUGGGCGGCGCUUCUUAAACGGUACGACAAUUCUCGUCUUUUGAUUCGCGAAUACUAUCGCAAAUUGCACUACCUUCCGGGAGUGCAAUUGGUGUGCGUUGACAAGCUCACGCACCUGGUGGAUGAAUUCACCCGCUUCGUCAACGGGUUGAAAAAGCUGAACGAACCGGUUGACUCGUGGGACACACCCCUCUCAAACAUGCUGCUGAUGAAGUUGGAUCGAGAGACAUUGUUGGCUUGGGAGAAACAUUCCGUGCACUUCACGACGGACAAAUAUAAGGAUGUGAUCGACUUCGUGCAAGAUCGUAUCCAAAUCUUGAAAUCGACCAACAACUUCGUGAAGGAUCAAGCAGCUAGUGGUAUCAAGGUGGCCGGUCUCAUUCGUCAACCAGGGCAACGGAGAUUCAUCGCGAAUGCAGCUACAUCUCGCUCGGCUCCUGCUGCAUCGACUGCGCACACCCAACAGCCAAAGUGUCCAUUGGAGUGUUCCGAAGACCACACACUGCGCAACUGUCCAGUGUUCAUCGCCAAGGAGGUCCAACAGCGACGGGACGUCGUCGCAUCGAAGCGGCUGUGCUGGAACUGUUUGAGCAGCAAUCAUCAGGUUAGAGCGUGCAAGUCGGAUUAUUCGUGUCGCACGUGUCGUGAGCGUCAUCACACACUUCUACAUCAUUCACCACCCUAUGCUCCACCCGCAACGGUAACAUUGUCAGCUCAGUCGAAUGAAGACAAUGUGUUUCUGGCGACGGCAAACAUCCAGAUCAAGGAUGACUACGGGAACACCCAUGAAGCAAGGGCGUUGUUGGAUUCGGGAUCCAUGUCGAAUUUCAUCGCUGAGGAGUUCGCACGGAAACUGCUGACGAGUUGCAAAAGGGUCAACGUCGCUGUAUCGGGCAUCGGCAAUGCAGUACAGCAGAUCAAGGGUUCCAUCGUCGCUACCGUUCAGUCCAAGACACAACCCUUCGCAACGGAGAUGACUUUCUUGGUUCUGGACACGCCAUCCGCAAACAUCCCUACAUCACCAACGGACGUCUCUUCAUGGAAAAUGCCGGACGUGGCAUUGGCGGACAGCACCUUUAACAGUCCGGGGCAAAUCGACAUCGUCAUCGGAGGCGAUACGUUCUGGGAGCUCCACACCGGUCGCAAGUGCUCUAUCGGUAGAGGCAAACCGUGGCUGGUCGAAACCCACUUUGGUUGGGUUGUCACCGGCAACACUCAUCAUUCGUCAGUCGGUCCGCGGCUGUGCCAUCUAUCUGCAUACGACACCCCACUGGAGGAGACCAUGCAGCGGUUCUGGGAGAGUGAAACCAUAGCCGAGGAUCCUGUGCUAUCGGUUGAGGCGAAUGCUUGCGAAAAGCAUUUCGCAGCAACAACUGUUCGCAACUCAAGUGGAAGGUAUGUCGUUAGUUUGCCAUUUAACUCCAACCCUAAUAUCGUUUUAGGAGAGUCGAAGGAAAUAGCCGAUCGCAGACUGCGUUGUAUCGAACGGCGGUUGAACACCAAUGCUAAAAUGAAAGAAGAGUAUGUUAAAUUUAUGAAAGAAUAUGAGCAUUUGGGGCAUAUGAAGCGGCUUACCAGUCCUGCAAACGAUUCGGUAGAGCAUUACUACCUCCCACAUCACGCUGUCAUUAACGAAUCAAGCACAACCACGAAGGUGCGUGUCGUGUUCGAUGCAUCCUGUAAGACUUCGAGUGGUUACUCAUUGAACGACAAACUCUUCGUGGGACCAGUCGUUCAAGAAGAUCUUCUAUCAAUUAUCCUUCGGUUUCGUUCUCGUGCCAUUGCUCUCACUGCAGACGUAGAGAAGAUGUAUCGGCAAAUUUUACAUAGCCCUCAUGACCGUAACUAUCUGCGCAUCCGGUACAGAGAACAUCCUGCAGAUCCUAUAUCGACAUUUGAGCUACAGACGGUUACGUACGGCACAGCCUCUGCUCCAUUUUUAGCAACCAGGACCCUAAAACAGAUUGCUCUUGACCACAAGGAAGAGUAUCCUUUGGCAAUGAACGCGGUCAUGAACGAUUUUUACGUAGAUGAUUUGCUAACGGGUACCGAUGAUUUGUCCGAAGCAAUCGUUAUACAAAGGCAAAUCUCAGACAUGCUAAAUUCAGCUGGCUUCACGCUGAAGAAAUGGGCAUCGAACCGCUCCGAAGCAUUGAAGAACGUUCCUUCAGAAGAUGUGGCGGUACAACUCUCGCACGAGUGGAAGAGCUCGAAACAAGUAUCCACACUAGGCAUCGUUUGGGAACCGGCAACUGAUACACUACGGUUUCGUAUUGAGAUACCACCUACAACACCCAGCAUGACGAAAAGGUUAAUUUUGUCAUAUAUCGCCAAGAUAUUUGAUCCCCUCGGGCUACUGGGCCCAACGAUCAUCAUCGCAAAGAUGUUCAUGCAGCAACUAUGGGAUCUCAAGAUUCAUGGAAAGGCAUAUGACUGGGACAGCGAGCUACCAUCGCACUUACAGCAUGAAUGGUCGAAAUUUCACUCUACAUUAUCUUCACUACGCAAUUUGACAGUCCCACGUUUGUUCUCACGAUUUUCGAUCUACCACAAACUGCCAAGAGUUGUUGCACAUUGUUUGCGCUUUAUACAAAACGCAAAGCGCCGCGUAGGAAACAAGGUCCAUGCUAAGGAUAUCCCAACGCUCACUGUAGACGAACUCAAGGCGGCAGAACUCAAGUUGUGUUAUCUUUCGCAACAAGACACCUUUUCCGAGGAGAUACAACACCUGCAGAAGGGCAAAGAGAUUCCGAAGAACUCCAAACUGAAAUGGAUUUCCCCUUUCAUAGAUACGCAAGGUAUUCUGCGCAUUGGUGGCCGGCUCAGUAAGGCACAUCUGUCGGAAUCAGAAAAACACCCGGUAAUAUUAUCACUGUCCGCACUACUAGCUGUUUCGAUACACUUGACAUUUAUCAAUGCACUUCGUCGUUUGAUUGCACGUCGUGGUCAAAUCAGUGAACUGCAUUCCGACAAUGCAACCACCUUUAAGGGAGCGGCACAUGAGCUGAAUCGCGUCUACAAGAUGCUAAAGAGCGACGAACACGAUCGAGCUGCUAUAUUUGAUUGGUGCGCGAUGAAUCAUAUGAAGUGGAAGUUUAUCCCACCAAGAGCACCACAUUUUGGAGGUUUAUGGGAGGCGGCGGUGAAGGCAGCUAAAAAGCAUAUGGUCAGAACAAUAGGAACAACAAGCAUCACACAGGAGAGCAUGCUUACCCUACUUGCCCAGGUAGAGCAAUGUUUGAAUUCGCGACCAAUUACACCUCUAUCCGAUGAGCCGUCGGACUUGGAACCAUUGACACCGGGACACUUCCUCGUCGGUGGCAAUCUGCAAGCGGUACCAAUCAUCGAUUACACCGAGACACCGAGCAACUAUUUGAGGGAAUACCAGUUGGUACAAAAACAUCUGCAAACCAUUUGGGCUCGAUGGUAUCCGGAGUACCUGCAGCAGUUACAAGCUCAAGCCAAAUAUUGCAACGGGAAAUCAGCGGUUCUGAAAGAAAAUACACUGGUGAUUAUUAAGGAAGACAAUGUACAUCCUACCUCGUGGCCGAUGGGGCGCAUCGUUGCAGUACACCCUGGAAAGGACGAUGUUGUUCGCGUCGUUACACUGCGCACUGCUUCAGGGAAGCAAAUCGUCCGCGCAGCUAAUCGUCUGGCGGUUUUGCCUAAUCCGGACGUAAUUAGCAACUUAGAGCAGAAGGAAACCACUGGCACUGAGUAA